UUUUCAAAGCGUUUUAGACCCACUGAGUGUAAUAGUGUCAUUGGGGAAAGCAUGAGUAAUAUGAUUGGCAUGCACAUGAAAGGAAAGUACGCAUAACAUGUAAUAACCCGCUGGAGAAACACAGUCCACAUACCCUUUAACAAUAUGUUGUUAACAAGUCACUUAUUCUGAGGAACGUCAAGGAAACUGCCUCUUUUCAAUGACCUCUAGCGACGGAAUGAAAAGUAAUUAUGGAUAGUAUAAUACAUGGACGUAAGAGUCACUGUAGAGGUGGUUACUCGGGGACAGUGGGGAGCAGCAGCCCCUCAAUGCCGGGAGACCCUCAAGUAUCCUGCUCAAAGAGUUGUCAUACACCACACGGCACUGCAUUGUGGGGGCAUCAGCUCAUCCACAUACAGAGAAUGCAUAUGCAGGAUAGGAACUUUGAUGACAUUGGAUACAACUUUCUUAUUGGGGGAGAUUGCACAGUGUAUGAGGGCCGUGGCUGGGGUGUUGUGGGCACACAUACCAAGGGCAACAACCACAACUCUUUGGCCAUUGCCUUCAUGGGCAACUUCAACAAUGAGAGCCCCAGUCCAGCAGCCAAGUCAUCUGUUAAACAGCUCCUGCAGUGUGGGGUUUCCCAGGGACAUUUUCACCCUGUAUUUAUCCUACUUGGGCACAGAGACUUGAGGGACACCGAAUGUCCUGGGGAGAGACUAUAUGCUGCACUAAAACAUCUCAAAUUUCCCUGAACAUAACAUCAUCCACAGACUCAAUUGUUACUGGUUCGAAAGACAGAGAGAAUUGGCUGAUGGAAGAGAUUACCCAGAACAUCGUAGCCAUGGCCGAUACUAGCAGGGUUACCUAAACUCGGUCCUGGAAAUUGAUGUGGCAAUUGAUGUGCAAACAGAUUCUGAAAUUAUUGCCACCCAUUCACAGUGUAAUUGUAGAGGUAAAAUAUUAAAGUUGUAAAAUGCAUCUGUUUAGUAGAAAUAUUAAGACUAAACGUUAUUAUUUAUUUUGGUAUUCACAUAAAAUUGUCCACAUACCAUUAUAUUCCUUUUUCUAUGAGUGUGCUGCUAUAAAGUUUUCUAGGAAAUAAGAACUGAGAAAGGUGUAAGAGUAACUCACAUUAAUAGAGUAAAUAAAUAAAAAAUAUGCUGCUGAACAAAUACUAACUAUUGACAGAAAACUGGAUGGGACUUCAAUUUUGGGUGCCCAAAAUAUUAUAUUGUCCUGACUUGCUGUGUUGUGCUGGAUGAGUUUAAGCUUUUGGAAUUAAAUU
This is a messenger RNA of Oncorhynchus tshawytscha (Chinook salmon), 1267 nucleotides long. Its product is annotated as peptidoglycan recognition protein. Bases 231 to 734 code for a protein of 167 amino acids. NCBI's taxonomy places the organism in Eukaryota, Metazoa, Chordata, Actinopteri, Salmoniformes, Salmonidae. The record is from RefSeq and is a predicted model, not a curated record. Gene Ontology annotation, molecular function: zinc ion binding; N-acetylmuramoyl-L-alanine amidase activity. The transcript is spliced from 4 exons. Gene Ontology annotation, biological process: peptidoglycan catabolic process.